AUGAAGAAACAAUUUUUUCGAGUUAAACAACUCGCUGAUCAGACGUUCUCCAGGGCAGGAAAAACUGAAGUGUUGACUGAUGAUUUGCAAGCAGCAGACAAGCAUGUAGACCAAAUAAGAGCGGCAUUAACUGGACUGAGUAAAAGACUGGGGACAUUGCCUACUCAAACAAAUGUAUCGGAUCCUGCUUACAAGGAAAAACGUUUAAAAAAAUGCCCGGAGUACAUACUGGGACAGACGAUGUUGGAGAAUGCCGCAGUGGAGGGUCUGAUGAGUUUCGCGCUGUCUGAGUGCGGGCGAGCCCAAGUCGCGCUGGCGAACGAGACCGUAGACCAUGAAGCCAAAGUCGAGCAGUACGUCGCUGCACCGCUUCACCAUAUCCUCGAGACUGAUGUACCCAAUAUCAUUAAACACAAGAGAAAUUUAGCUAGAUUGACUUUAGAUAUGGACAGCGCUAGAACGAGAUAUCACCAGGCUAUCAAACACAACGCUGGAGGAACGGGAGCUACCAAAGUAGACAGCCUGCGUGAAGAGCUUGAAGAGGCUGAGACGAAAGUGGAACAGUGUCGAGAUCAAUUGGCCGCCGAAAUGUUCCAGUUGAUGUCCCGCGAAACGGAACUUGCUCAAACAAUUAUACAGUACGUGAAACUUCAACGAGCUUACCAUGAAAGUGCCUUACAUUGUUUAGAAGAACUGAUACCUGGAUUAGAGAGUUAUAUCAAUGACAAUGAGAUGAAACCAGUGUAUGGUUACCCGCUAGAAGAACAUUUGAGGGUAACAAAUAGAAAAAUAGCAUUACCUAUCCAAUUGUGCGUAUCAACGUUACUGAGACUUGGUAUGGAAGAAGAGGGACUCUUUAGGAUAGCAGGUGGUGCGUCUAAAUUAAGAAGAAUAAAAUUAAGCUUAGACGCGUGUUGUUUAACACUACCCACUGCGUUGGAGUACAAAGACGCUCAUGUCGUCGCCGGUGCUUUGAAGUCUUAUUUAAGAGAAUUACCUGAACCUCUUCUUACCUACAAAUUAUAUCCAGAGUGGAUGGCAGCUGCAAAAAUAAGUCAAAGCGACGCUAGAUUAAGAGCUCUUUGGGAAGUACUUCACAAACUUCCUCCAGCUAAUUUAGAAAAUUUGAAAUUUUUAAUUAAAUUUUUGGCUGUUCUUACCAAGAAUUGUGACAUUAAUAAAAUGUCGCCUCAGAAUAUUGCUAUUGUUAUUGCUCCUAAUUUAAUUUGGAGCCCUCAGGAAGAUAUUAAUACCAUGGUUCUCAUAGUCGAGCAGUUGAUAACCUACGCAGACUGGUUUUUUCCCGGCGAAAUAGACUUCGACCGUGAUUUAGACCUCGGAAUGGUAAAUGGUGCUGAAUCGCAAGUUAUUGGGAUGCGUAGAUGCAUUUCCAAUAGCAGUUUGAGCGAUCUAGGAGAAAGCCCACCACAAGGUAGCCCUAAACCGGCAGCUCGCAGAAAAAACAAACCUGCACCAACACCACCGGGCUCCGGGAACAGCGGAGGCGGUGGUACUCCCGACAAACAAGACCGGCGGGUCGAUGAUAAACCACCGCCUGCUCCAGACAAACCGCCAAGGCCUUUAACCACAGCAACUCUAAACCGCCACACUUACAAGGCUCAAAAGCAUGAAGUUAAUACUGAAUUGAUGACCCAUCAUGACAAUAAAACGGAGAAAGUUUCGGAGAACGAAAGCAAUAAAACGCCUUUAGGAUUUGAAGUCAUUGCUAAUGUUGACUCAACAAUUGUGACUAAUAAUAAUAAUAAUAAUAAUAAUGAUAAGAUAACUGAACCACGUCCUCUAAUUUUUGAUAAUAAUAGAAUUGAUAAUGAUGUUGAAGCUAAACGUAAAGACUCUGAUCCAAAUCCGCCCAUUGGGUUUGAGGCUGUUAAUUCAAGGACUUCGAGCAUUAGUGCUGGAAGUGGAACUGGAGGAACUCAGGUUCAAGCUAAAGGAACUAUUGAUUCUGAUGACUCAGUGGAAAUACGUAACAAAAAAAUCGAUGGGAACAACGCAACACCGGAGAGAAAUAGUAAACCAGCUGUCCCAGAGCGGCCUGCUGGGCUGGCCCGGCCCUCCAGCUUGAUGCGCCAACACCUACGGCAGAGUAACGACAACCUGGACGCCGACGUCGGUCCUUUAACUCUGGAGCGGACUCACAUGUAUUCCGUUGACAAACAGCAGGUCAGUAUAAUACAAGUCCGAGGUAGUGGAGGAAACUCCAACUCUAACUCCAACUCCGCGGAGACCAACGGAGGAGUUCCAAACCUUCAGAGGAGUCCUAGUGUAGGCAGCCGACCCACUUCCGUUUCGUUCACCAACGACCGUCCGGAGAAACCUCCUCGGCCGACGGAUCUGCCGCCUGAGCCUACCAAGUCCCACUCCAGGACUCGCUCCGAGGGCAAUAUCAUCGACGUCCAAACCCAGACUGAAACCGUGAUAGUUCCUAAGUCACCUCCUCAUCAGAACACUCCAGUGUCUCCGAGAUUUCAUCAACGACCUCCACGACCUCAACCUCCUCCUCCUCCUCCUCCAACCAUGCGACCAAAAUCCGAUCACGAGAGUACUAAUCUUUAA
Molecule: messenger RNA, 2577 nt
Organism: Cotesia congregata
Lineage: Eukaryota; Metazoa; Arthropoda; Insecta; Hymenoptera; Braconidae
Source: the annotation of a GenBank genome assembly